Messenger RNA from Aquila chrysaetos chrysaetos, 1267 nucleotides. RefSeq names its product retinal G protein coupled receptor (gene RGR). The record is from RefSeq and is a predicted model, not a curated record. Lineage: Eukaryota; Metazoa; Chordata; Aves; Accipitriformes; Accipitridae. Gene Ontology annotation, molecular function: G protein-coupled receptor activity. Bases 104 to 991 code for a protein of 295 amino acids. Gene Ontology annotation, cellular component: membrane. Gene Ontology annotation, biological process: G protein-coupled receptor signaling pathway; visual perception; phototransduction. The transcript has 7 exons.
AAGAAGCCUUGGGCUAGUGGAAGAAGGGGGAUCCGGAGAAAAGGCAGCCCUACAGCUGUAACAGAGGGCAGAGGUUAAAUCUGUUGGCAUUUUUAUCGCAAGUAUGGUCACUGCGUAUCCUCUCCCUGAAGGCUUCACUGAAUUAGAGGUGUUUGCCAUCGGCACUGCCCUGCUGGUAGAAGCCCUGCUUGGCUUCUGUCUGAAUGGCUUGACAAUUAUUUCUUUCCGAAAAAUCAAAGAACUCCGAACACCCAGCAAUCUGCUGGUUCUCAGCAUCGCACUGGCUGACUGUGGGAUCUGCAUCAAUGCAUUCAUCGCUGCCUUUUCCAGUUUCCUAAGAUACUGGCCCUACGGCUCUGACGGCUGUCAAAUUCAUGGAUUCCAGGGCUUCUUGACAGCACUAGCCAGCAUUAGCUCCAGCGCUGCAGUCGCCUGGGACCGAUAUCAUCACUACUGUACAAGGAGCAAGAUGCAGUGGAGCACGGCCGUCUCCAUGAUGGUGUUUGCGUGGCUGUUUGCUGCCUUUUGGUCCGUGAUGCCCUUGCUGGGGUGGGGGGAAUACGACUACGAACCCCUCCGAACCUGCUGCACCCUGGACUACAGCAAAGGGGACAGAAACUAUAUCACGUUCCUUUUUGCUCUGUCCAUUUUCAAUUUCAUGAUCCCGGGCUUCAUCAUGCUGACGGCCUAUCAGUCCGUACACCAGAAGUUCAAGAAAAGUGGGCACUAUAAGUUUAAUACCGGUUUACCAUUGAAGACGCUGGUUAUUUGCUGGGGUCCCUAUUGCCUUUUAUGCUUUUACGCAGCAGUUGAAAAUGUGAUGUUCAUUUCACCAAAAUACCGCAUGAUUCCUGCUGUUAUUGCCAAGACUGUGCCAACAGUGGAUGCCUUUGUAUAUGCCCUGGGGAAUGAGAACUACAGAGGAGGAAUAUGGCAGUUCCUCACAGGACAGAAGAUUGAGAAAGCAGAGGUUGAUAACAAAACUAAAUAACCCAUUACGGCAUUAAGCGAAAUUAAUGCAGGUACAUCACUGAAAGCAAAACACUGGAGGAAACUGUGUGCAUUCUCUGAUAUGUACGUGCAAAGGUGGUUCCACAUUGGAAAGGCCCUGCGUUGGCUACAAGCAAUGAAGUACUGAAAGAAAGCCCUCCAGAUAACUGUCCAAACCAUCAAGAGCUGCUUGUCAAACAAGCUGCCUUAAACCUGUGUUGAUUGUUAUCAGUCUUAUUUUAUAUGUCACUGCAAAUAAACUAUGUGCUGGAAAGCA